Molecule: messenger RNA, 6509 nt
Organism: Columba livia (rock pigeon)
Lineage: Eukaryota; Metazoa; Chordata; Aves; Columbiformes; Columbidae
Gene: VCPIP1
Product: valosin containing protein interacting protein 1
Exons: 3
Coding region: 152-3814 (1220 amino acids)
Biological process (GO): protein K11-linked deubiquitination; Golgi reassembly; protein ubiquitination
Molecular function (GO): cysteine-type deubiquitinase activity
Source: RefSeq, a predicted model, not a curated record
CGGCUGCGGCGGGAGAGCGCUCGGUGGAUGGGCGGCGGGCGGACGGCAGCGGCGGCAUCUGUCAGGUGGCGGACGUUACCCGGGGCGUAGGGGAUGAGCCUGUGAGGGCGGAGGAGCGCGGGUGGGGGUGCAGCCCGGCCGGAGCAGAGCCAUGUCUCAGCCGCAGCAGCAGCAGCCACCGCCGCCGCCGCCGCCGUCUCCUCAGCAGCAGCCGCAGCCGCCGCCUCCGGCCGCCUCCAAGAAGCGGGACCGACGCAUCUUCUCGGGCACCUGCCCCGACCCCAAAUGCCAGGCGCGACUUUUCUUCCCGGCCCACGGGCCGCAGAGCAGCGGCAGCAUCGAGUGCACGGACUGCGGGCAACGCCACGACCAGCGGCAGCUGCUGGCAGUGGAGGAGGUGACGGACCCCGACCUGGUGCUGCACAACCUGCUGCGGAAUGCACUGUUGGGCGUCAGCGGUGCCGGGCCCCCCCGCAGGAACACCGAGCUCGUCAAAGUCAUGGGCCUCUCCAACUACCACUGCAAGCUUCUGGCCCCCAUCCUGGCCCGCUACGGCAUGGAUAAGCAAACUGGCAAAGCCAAGCUCCUCACGGAGAUGAACCAGGGGGACAUCUUUGACUGCUCCCUCUUGGGUGACCGUGCUUUCCUCAUUGAGCCGGAGCACGUCGAAACCAUUGGAUACGGAAAGGACCGCUCUGGCAGCCUCCUCUACCUGCAUGACACCCUGGAAGACAUCAAGAAGGCAAACAACAGUCAGGAGUGCCUCAUUCCUGUCCACGUGGAUGGGGACGGCCACUGCCUCGUCCACGCUGUCUCGCGGGCACUUGUUGGCAGGGAACUGUUCUGGCAUGCUCUGCGAGAGAAUCUAAAGAAGCAUUUUGAGGAGAAUCUGAGUCACUACAAGGCGCUUUUCCAUGACUUUAUUGAUGCAGCAGAGUGGGAGGACAUCAUCAACGAAUGCGACCCUUUGUUUGUUCCUCCAGAAGGUGUGCCAAUGGGCCUUAGGAAUAUUCACAUCUUUGGUCUGGCCAACGUGCUUCACCGGCCUAUCAUCCUGUUAGACUCCUUGAGCGGAAUGCGAAGCUCCGGCGAUUAUUCAGCAACGUUCCUCCCUGGUCUGGUACCUCUAGAAAAAUGCAUGGGAAAAGAUGGCAUGUUGAACAAGCCAAUCUGCAUUGCAUGGAGUAGCUCAGGACGUAACCAUUAUAUUCCUCUAGUUGGAAUAAAAGGUGCUGCUUUACCUAAACUGCCUAGGAAGCUGCUUCCUAAAGCCUGGGGAGUUCCUCAAGACCUCAUCAAAAAGUACAUCAAGUUAGAGGAAGAUGGUGGGUGUAUUAUUGGAGGAGACAGAAGUUUGCAAGAUAAAUACUUGAUGAGGCUUGUUGCUGCCAUGGAGGAGGUUUUCAUGAGUAAACAUGGGAUCCAUCCCAGUCUUGUGGCUGAUGUACAUCAGUAUUUCUACAGAAGGACUGGUGUAAUAGGAGUCCAGCCUGAAGAAGUCACCGCAGCUGCCAAAAAAGCAGUGAUGGACAACCGCCUUCACCGGUGCCUCAUCUGUGGGGCCCUUUCAGAGCAUCAUGUUCCUCUGGAGUGGCUGGCUCCUGGGGGGAAACUCUAUAACCUGGCAAAAAGUACUCAUGGCCAGCUGAGGCCUGACAAAAAUUACAGUUUUCCUCUGAACAGUUUGGUGUGUUCUUACAACCCCGCAAAGGAUGUCCUGGUACCAGACUACAGUCUGAGUAGUUUGACUGCUUGUAACUGGUGUCACAGUAACUUAGUGCGUCGUGUCAGAGAAGAUGGAUCCGUUUCAUAUUUGGAUGGAGACAGAACUAAUACUCGGUCUGCCGGUGGCAAAUGUGGCUGUGGAUUCAAGCACUACUGGGAAGGUAAAGAAUAUGAUAAUCUCCCUGAAGCUUUUCCUAUUACUCUAGAGUGGAGUGGAAGAGUGGUGAGAGAGACAGUGUACUGGUUCCAGUAUGAAAGUGACACAUCUCUGAACAGCAAUGUGUAUGACGUAGCCAUGAAACUCGUUACCAAGCACUUCCCUGGUGAAUUUGGUAGUGAGAUUCUUGUUCAGAAAGUUGUCAACACAAUAUUGCAUCAAACUGCCAAAAAGAACCCUGACGAUUAUACUCCUGUAAAUAUUGAUGGUGCUCAUGCCCAAAGAGCUGAUGAUGUACAGCAAGGACAAGAAUUAGAGUCACAACUUCCAACCAAAAUUAUUUUAACUGGACAGAAGACAAAAACUUUGCACAAGGAGGAGUUGAAUAUGAGCAAAACUGAAAGAACUGUUCAGCAGAACAUUACAGACCAGGCUUCCAUAAUGCAAAAACGGAAAAGUGAAAAAUUGAAACAAGAGCAUAAAGGGCAGCCUAGGACUGCAUCUCCUGGGGCUGUUCGUGAGGGGCCAUCAUCCGCACCUGCUACACCAACAAAAACCCCGUAUUCUCCAACAUCUACAAAGGAAAAGAAAAUUCGAAUAACCACAAAUGAUGGGAGGCAGUCAAUGCUUACCCUGAAGUGCACUACCACCUUCUUGGAACUACAGGAAAGCAUAGCGAGAGAAUUUAAUAUUCCUCCGUAUUUGCAAUGUAUUCGCUAUGGCUUUCCUCCUAAAGAGCUUCUGCCUCCCAAAGAAGGCAUGGAAAACAAGCCUGUUCCUUUGCAGCAUGGUGACAGGGUCGCGAUAGAAAUCCUGAAAGGUAAGGAGGAAGGCAGGCAGUCUGCCUCAGCGCACUCGGCCCACGCCAUGAAGCAUGAAGAUGUUGCUGUGACCAGUAAAAUCUCAUCGAAGGAACUGCAAGAGCAAGUCGAUAAGGAGAUGUAUUCUCUCUGUCUUCUAGCAACACUAAUGGGAGAAGAUGUUUGGUCUUACGCAAAGGGGCUUCCUCAGUUGUUUCAGCAGGGUGGAGUAUUCUACAGCAUAAUGAAGAAAACCACAGGUUUGGCUGAUGGCAAGCACUGUACCUUUCCGCAUCUGCCUGGUAAAAACUUUGUGUACAAUGCAGCAGAAGACAGGCUGGAGCUGUGUGUAGAUGCUGCCGGGCACUUCCCUAUUGGUCCUGACGUCGAAGAGUUGGUUAAAGAGGCCUUAAGUCAAGUGCGAGCAGAAGCUACUUCCAGAAGCAGGGAAGCGAGCCCUUCACACGGAAUGCUGAAGCUGGGUAGUGGUGGAGUAGUGAAAAAGAAAUCGGAACAACUGCAUAAUGUAACUGCGUUUCAAGGAAAGGGCCAUUCCCUAGGAACUGCAUCUGGUAGUCAGCAGCACGAUCAAAGAGCCAGGGAAACACCACUUUUAAGAAAGCAUAGCACAGAAACGGACUUCAGUCCUUCUGCUAAAAUUGAGCCUUCUGUAUUUACAGCUGCUUCUGGUCACAGUGAGCUUAUCCGAAUCGCGCCGGGAGUUGUGACAAUGAGAGACAGCAGGCAGCUUGACCCCACUUUGAUUGAGGCGCAGAGAAAAAAGUUGCAGGAAAUGGUCUCUUCUAUUCAGGCUUCAAUGGACAGACAUUUGCGGGAUCAGAAUGCAGAGCAGUCAGCAUCAGGUGAUUUAUCUCAGAGAAAAGUAGAGGCAGUGAGUUCAACUGCUAAAACUGGGAGCUUUCAGGCUGGCUUAACCGAACCGUUUUCUGCACCAGGUGGCACUGAACACUUGAAUACCGAAUCAACUGAUGGUAAUGUGGUGAAUUCUGUGGGAUCAACAUUCCCUGCAAGGUCUAAAGCACAAAAGGGAAAUUCUGUUGAGGAGCUUGAGGAGAUGGAUAGUCAAGAUGCAGGAAUCACUAAUGCAACUGAGCCAAUGGAUCACUCUUGAUAGGUUAAAAUCUAAUAAGGAUAGAAGAAAUUACUGUUCAAAUGUCAUGUUUAUUGGCUGGGCCACACAAAGUGAUUAGUUAUUAAAUCUUGUAUGUAUGUCAAAGAUUAUAUCAUCUUAUUCAGUGCAUGAUAAGCGUGUGAUUGGCAAUAGCUUUCAAUAUUACCAUACUGCUGCCCAGGCUGGCUCUGUUACCUGUAAAUUAGUUAUUAGGAAAUGCACUGAGAUGAAUAUCUGCUGUAAAUGUGGGUUCUUGAAAAUUCUUUUUAGUUCCUUAAAAGUCUUAAAUUUUAAGCCCAUGUAAAGUUCUUACCGUGCUAGUUUAAGGUUACUGGAAAUGCUAGAACAGGUGAAACUAGAAAAGUGACAAAGUUAAUCCUGUCCCAGGUACUUAAUUCCACACAAAAAUACACUAUAAACAUGAAUGAUACAUAAAUUUCAAAAAGCAACUGAAACUAAAGUAAAUUUGAUAAUGCAGCAUAUACAGUAAUUUAAUUGCAUUGUGCUGGCAUGUCCUCUCAUUUAAAAAUUUUUUCAUUCAUACAGCAGGAUAAACUUGUCAGAAACUUCAGAGUAAGUGUAACUUUAGUAAACUCUCUAAUUCCUGCAUAUUGUCAGUUUAGGCAAGUUAGGAAAAAGGCCACUUAGUGUAGGAUGAAGACAAAGUGAAUGUGAUGUGGUUGUGCAUUGCUGGCUGAGCCAACACAACCAUUUUGGUGCUCUGUUACUGAGUGGUAGCGUGGUUUUAUUUCCUCCCAAAAACCGAGCUAGUCAGAUGCUGUGCAACUUUUCAUACAACUACAUGAGAGAAGUUGGCAAUUGCAAGAAACAACAAAAGUUCAAUGGCAAAUCCAUUGCUUUUAAGAGACUUUGGUUACUAGUGUUGGUUAGUAAUGGCAAAAAUUAAAUGACAGCUGUCCUCUUCAGAGCAAAUUAACAAUUUAUUGGAAAGAAAUGACUCUCUAACAUACAUUAUCCUAAAGUGUUCAGUGAUAACUGAGCUUUUGGAAGCUCGCUGUUGCCUCCAUGGAAACAAGGAACACAUGCUGUUUCAGUGUCUGUAGGACUAGCCACCCCUGUUAGCCUCACUUCAGCUGGUGAUGCAGGUUUCCACUUCAGUAGCGUGUUCAUCAGACCUGCAGUGCUAGUUUUUAAGAAGCAGCCGUUGUGCUUGCUCCCUAAGGAUGGAAUGUGUCUCUGAUACUGCACUUUGCUUCCUAUCUUCAUAGUCAUAUUUAAGUGCACUAUUGUUGCUUCCUCUAAUGGUAAAAUAACAUUGAAUGGAUGAAAGAUGUUAAUACAGCUUCCAAGGAAUUAAGAGCAUUUAAAUAGUGAAGUCUGUGUUUGUGCACUUGUGGGUUUCUACCAGUUCACAACUGUUGCUUGUAUUGUAUAUGUUUGUAUUCAGAAAAGCCUCCUCACUUUUUACAUUUCUAAUCACUUAAACAGUUCUAAGCACUAGUAUGAUAAAAUGUCCCAUGAGACUGAGAGAGGAUUUAUUUUUGUAUGUAAAAAUUAACUGAAGCAAGCCACUUAAAGAAUAGCUCCCGUUUUGUCCAAGAAAAUUAAAACACCUCUGAUCAUUAAGGUUUUAUGUAGAGGGAAAAAAUAUUUUAUGAUUUAGUACACUCCUUAUAGGUAAAAAAUAAGAAUAAUCACCUUUUUACAAAUAAAUGAAACAUUUUAAGAUCUCAAAUUGCUAACCUGUAAGUUACCAUUUUGGAAGCUUGGAAUGUAUGAAGUACUUUGGCUGAGAAGAUCUGACCUUGCAGAGGCACUGAUGAACUGGCAGGGCUUAUUCAAUGAGAAACAGGUUGCACAUGCAGCGGCUGGAAGCCUGCCAUGACUGAAACGGAAAACAUUUAGUCUCCUGUGAAUCAGCCUGGCUCUCUGAAGGCUGCUUCUAUAUAGAAAAUGUUGAGUAGAGGCUUGUGCUUUGUCACAGUGUGAGGUUUAGGAAAGUGUAGCAGCGGCGUGUUCCUGGGAAGGAGUUUAAGUCAGGAGGGGCUAAGGGGGAGGAUUGUCCUGGGUCUCUUAUAUUUUAGACAAGGUAGCUAUCACUUAGGCAUUUUUAACCUUUUAUUUAGAAAAAGUGUCUUCCUAGGCUGAAAAAAAAUAUGGGCAGUGUAUAUGAGAGAAUUUUAAGUUUGAAAUAAAUGGAAAUCUUUAUUGCACAUCAUCUUUAUUUCAAGGGAAGAUGCUCACUUCUUUCAUGCCUUUCUGGUAAGACUACAGAAGUUUGUGUGCCUUUUACUGUGUAAAGAGGAAGGCUUGGUUUAAUUUUGACACACUUCCCAUUUCAGCAGUAAUUUGACAUUUUCCCUCUUACCUAAACAGAAAUAGACAGAGAUAAUAGUUCUGUUUGACUCACCCUUUGAGUCAUCUCAGGUCCACUCAAGUCAUGUAGAUCAGAACUCUCCAGUUUCCAAAACAAAAUUGUCACAAAAAGGAACGGUAAAAUGAUGUCAAAAUCGCAAGAUCCACUGAUUGAAUUCCUCUGGUGUAAAGCAGGAUUGUGCAUAUUUCUUUGCAGUGUUCUUAUUUCACGUCGCUUUCUCAUGCAUCUAAAUAUCAAUGUUUUUGAGAAAGAUGGCUUUGAUACUCUCAAGCGAACCUGAACUUCAUCUACAUGCUGGUGAGAUGUGUAACUGUACAGAAGUGAAAUAAAGAACACUGAAGUGUAAGUUUGAACAGA